GACCUUACACGUGUCAGCAACUAAAACUAGGAAUCGUCGACAUUAAUACACCUCCACAUUCCUCAUACUCCCAUGAGCUCCUACCAUUCCAGUGGUCGACUCUCAGAUAAUCCCAUGGCUAUCGAGGCUUGGUUUAUGGAUGAAAGUAGGGAGGACAAGAGGCUCCCUCAUCAUCGAAGCCCCCCAGAAUUUGUCUCCUUGGAUUAUUUGGCAGAGCUUGGAGUCUUGUACUGGCACUUAAAUCCAAAGGACUAUGAGAAUGAUGAGGAAUUGCAAAAGAUUAGAGAAGACAGGGGCUAUAAUUACAUGGAUUUGUUGGAUUUGUGUCCUGAGAAAGUGCAAAACUACGAAGAGAAGCUGAAGAACUUCUACACAGAGCACAUACAUGGUGACGAAGAGAUACGUUAUUGUCUUGAAGGCAGUGGUUAUUUUGAUGUUCGAGACAAAAAUGACCGUUGGAUCCGCAUCUGGAUCAAUGCCGGUGAUUUAAUUGUCUUACCAGCUGGAAUUUACCACCGGUUUACCCUCAACACUUCGAAUUACAUCAAGUUGAUGAGGUUGUUCGUCGGAGAGCCGGUGUGGACAGCGUUUAAUCGGCCACAGGAGGAACAUCCGGCAAGGAAGGAGUACAUCAAGAGCUUGGUUGAGAAGGUUGGAGUGGCACUUGAAGCUCACUGAGGUCUGGGUAUUAAACAUCAGUGUUAUGUGGUAUUAAUUGUGUGUGAAUAAAUUUGUAAUGUAAUAACUGAAAUCACAAGUUGUAAGUUUGUUAAAUGAUGUGGUGAAUGAAUGAACUUCUCCAAUGUGAGAUAGCAGUGCAUGAAAUUGAACCGGGAGCGCUCUGGUUAGUAAUGGAUUGGAUUGUGACAUGUCUAGUUCACAUCAUGUAUAAAUUUAAUUGUGUUUGAUGAUGC
Messenger RNA from Ilex paraguariensis (yerba mate), 914 nucleotides. NCBI's taxonomy places the organism in Eukaryota, Viridiplantae, Streptophyta, Magnoliopsida, Aquifoliales, Aquifoliaceae. The record is from the annotation of a GenBank genome assembly.